Molecule: messenger RNA, 2965 nt
Organism: Oncorhynchus nerka (sockeye salmon)
Lineage: Eukaryota; Metazoa; Chordata; Actinopteri; Salmoniformes; Salmonidae
Product: zinc finger protein 777-like
Exons: 2
Coding region: 1937-2965 (342 amino acids)
Biological process (GO): regulation of transcription by RNA polymerase II
Cellular component (GO): nucleus
Molecular function (GO): DNA-binding transcription factor activity, RNA polymerase II-specific
Source: RefSeq, a predicted model, not a curated record
AGAAACAUCCAUGCUCACCCCGGGUGGAAGUUGGCCCUUAAGACACUGAUCUAGGAUCAGUUUAUCCUCUCUAGAUUAUAACCUUAACAAUGAGGAGGAGGAAUGUAAACCUGACUUGAAAUCAGUGUCCAGGGGCAACUUCAUCCUACUCCUUCUGUUUUAUACCCUGGCAGUAGGGGUGGGGUUGGUAGGGGGUUGUAUACCCCUGGGGGUCAUAUCUCCCUCCACAGCCCCUCUAGUGUUGUGUCUUUGUUCACCCUAUUCUAGCUGACUGUGUGGAAUCUGUUGUGUUUCCUGUUCUUAUUACUUGUGUUAUUACCGGUGAUAUCUAUUUGUCUGUCCAACCUGUCUGUCCAACCUGUCUGUCCAACCUGUCUGUCUAACCUGUCUGUCUAACCUGUCUGUCCAACCUGUCUGUCCAACCUGUCUGUCCAACCUGUCUUUCCAACCUGUCUGUCUAACCUGUCUGUCUAACCUUGGCUGUGUGUCUUUGUUCCUUUCUCAUUUCCUCUGGGUGUUUUUUCAUGAUUUUAUUACCUUUAAAUUCUAUGAUUUUUCCUAUGCACAAUGUCUUAACAAAAGCCCAUAGACUACAUCUAGAACCCGAGAUUGCAUACAUCUAGUUUAGAGUUGAUGGGAAGUAGUUAGCAGUGAUAAUAGAUGUAAUGUUAGGGGUCUGGUGAAACAAUGUGGUCCUACAGAUGCUUUACAUAACAGAAAGGUUUCAGGACUGAAUAGAAUCAAUAUCGCUAGACAAUAAGAGGGUCAAGAAAUUACCUUCUCCAUUCUGCCACGGUGGGUGUGUGAGGGUGGGUGGAUGGGCAUGUGCGUGUGCGCGCGUGUGUGUGUGUGUGUGUGUGCGUGUGUGUGUGUGUGUGUGUGUGUGUGUGUGUGUGUGUGUGUGUGUGUGUGUGUGUGUGUGUGUGUGUGUCGGAGCAGCAAUUGGUUUCAGUGGACUUCCCUCCCUACAAGGCUCUUUAUCUCUGUGGACAAGCCAUCUGUUUGCCCAGACCAUGGUGUUCUGUUCUUCAAGGAGGGAGAGAUGGUUAGUGUAGGUGGAGGAGGAGGGGUAGGCUUUAGUUUGGGGAUGACACACACACACCCAUAGGGAGGGGUCGUUGAACAAACAAAAGUUCAUCUGUAACCCCCAACCAGAGAUACGAAUAAAUAUUGAAUACGUCUCUUUCUAUGUCUCUCUCGUUCUCUCGCUCUCCAUUUCUUUCUCUCUUUUUAUCCUAAUUUCUCUCUCUCCCUCCACCUGUUACUUUACAGUAAAAAGAGUAAUGGGUGAUUGUGUUGCAAUUCCACACAGACCACAGACUACAGCCCUCAGAUCAGACCACUCACUACAGCCCUUAGAUCAGACCACAGACUACAGCCCUCAGAUCAGACCACUCACUACAGCCCUUAGAUCAGACCACACACUACAGCCCUUAGAUCAGACCACACACUACAGCCCUUAGAUCAGACCACAUACUACAGCCCUUAGAUCAGACCACACACUACAGCCCUUAGAUCAGACCACACACUACAGCCCUUAGAUCAGACCACACACUACAGCCCUUAGAUCAGACCACACACUACAGCCCUUAGAUCAGACCACACACUACAGCCCAUAGAUCAGACCACACACUACAGCCCUUAGAUCAGACCACACACUACAGCCCUUAGAUCAGACCACACACUACAGCCCAUAGAUCAGACCACACACUACAGCCCUUAGAUCAGACCACACACUACAGCCCUUAGAUCAGACCACACACUACAGCCCUUAGAUCAGACCACACACUACAGCCCUUAGAUCAGACCACACCCAAACACUGAUCUCUUUUUCAUCUAUGUUUCUAAUUAUGUGUUUGUUUAUUUGAGUUAUUAAUCCAUUAACCAUUUUUUUGCUUUCUGACUUUUUCUCUCUUUAACACUUUGUCUUCUUUUUAUGUGCCUUUUGUUUAUUCAACUAUGUGUGUUAAGUGUUUGUGUGCGUGUGCGUGUGUGUGUGUGUGUGUGUGUGUGUGUGUGUGUGUGUGUGUGUGUGUGUGUGUGUGUGUGUGUGUCUCUCUCUUUCUGUGUGAGUGUGUUCACAGCUUGCCUUACCUUGCCUGCAUGCCCAAAGAAUAUUCAUCCAUACAUUACAUUGGAGCCAGGGUGUUUGUGUGUGUUAACUGUGCAUCCUGUGUUGCAGGAUGAAGAAGAUUCUAAGCAGGGAUACAACACAGUUCUGGAGUGUGGUCCAUCUCCCAUGGAGAGGGAUCAGAUGGCUGAAGGGAGGCAUGGUGUGUCCAGGGUGGACGUGUCAGCAGGUAGGGGGAGAGGGGCCUUGUCGGGGCCUGCUUGGCCACAGGAGCUGGCCUGCUCCCUGUGCAAACGGCUGUUCAGCAGCCUGGAGCAUCUCAGGGAGCACGAGUACCGCCACACCCUGUCUCUCACGGCCCUCUCCCUGGACUGGCCUGACCCGCAAGGCCCCUUAGCCGACCACCACAACCAGACUCAAGCCUACUCUCAGGGCCUCAUUCAUUCCCAGUCUCUCUAUUGCCUCCCGGUGGCCGAGCAUUUUCCACCACGGUACCUCUGCUCCCAGUGUCCAGCCACCUUCACGCUCAAGUCCAAUGCAGACCGGCAUGAGAAGACCAUCCACUUCAAGAGGAAGCUGAUGCAGUGCACCUACUGUCUGAAACAGUUCAGAGACCGUACUGAUCUACACAGACACCUCUCCUCCGUACACUCCAGAGAGAGAGGCCACUCUUGCCCAGCCUGUGCCAAGGCAUUCAGUACCCCAAAAAACCUGGCCACGCACGUCAAGGUGUGCUACCAGCUGGGGGUAGAGUCAGAGUCAGGGAGAGGGGUCGGCAUUGGGGUGGGGCAGGGUGGGGUUACUGAGAGACUGUGGGGCUUGCAUCAUGAGAUGAAGGUAGACGCCCAUAGCAACCAUAAUAAUCAUCAUCACCAUGUGAAUGUGGUCGAUUGA